Myiozetetes cayanensis is the source of this 1246-nucleotide messenger RNA. RefSeq names its product nipsnap homolog 1 (gene NIPSNAP1). Lineage: Eukaryota; Metazoa; Chordata; Aves; Passeriformes; Tyrannidae. Bases 16 to 936 code for a protein of 306 amino acids. Gene Ontology annotation, cellular component: mitochondrion. The record is from RefSeq and is a predicted model, not a curated record. The transcript is spliced from 9 exons.
CUGAAGCCCCCCAGGAUGGAGGGAGUUCCCCCCCAGCAGGACAAUGGCGGUGGCUGCCCAGGACUGGCAGCGUGGCCUCUGGAUCCCGUGUCGCCCUCCAGCUGGUCAUUCCCGGUCCCUGCCGGUGCUCCCCCCACGGAGGGGUGUGUGGGGGCUCCCCCUGACCCGCUGUCCCGCAGGGGGUACUCCCGGGAGGCCGAGGGCAGCUGGUUCCGCUCCCUCUUCGUGCACAAGGUGGAUCCGCGCAAGGACGCCCAUUCCAACCUGCUCUCCAAGGGGGAGACCAGCAACCUCUACAAGAUCCAGUUUCACAAUGUGAAGCCGGAAUGCCUGGAAACCUACAACAAGCUGACAGAGGAGGUGCUGCCCAAGCUCCACUCGGACCCCGACUACCCCUGUGACCUGGUGGGCAACUGGAACACCUGGUAUGGAGAGCAGGACCAGGCAGUGCACCUGUGGCGCUUCUCGGGCGGGUACCCGGCGCUCACGGACUGCAUGAACAAGCUGAGGCAGAACAAGGAGUACCUGGAGUUCCGCAAGGAGAGGAGCCGGAUGCUGCUGUCCCGCAGGAACCAGCUGCUCCUGGAGUUCAGCUUCUGGAACGAGCCCCAGCCCCGGCAGGGACCAAACAUCUACGAGCUCAGGACCUACAAGCUGAAGCCAGGGACCAUGAUUGAAUGGGGCAACAACUGGGCUCGGGCCAUCAAGUACCGGCAGGAGAAUCAGGAGGCGGUCGGGGGGUUCUUCUCCCAGAUCGGGGAGCUCUACGUGGUCCAUCACCUGUGGGCCUACAAGGAUCUGCAGUCCCGGGAGGAGACGAGGAACGCGGCCUGGAGGAAGAGGGGCUGGGAUGAGAACGUGUAUUACACAGUGCCGCUGAUCCGGACCAUGGAAUCCCGGAUAAUGAUCCCGCUGAAGAUCUCCCCCCUGCAGUGACGGGGGGGCCGUGCCUGGGGGCUUCCUGCACCCCAAGGGGCUCCCUGCCUGCACCCCCACCCUGCUGGAGAAGGGCUGGGGGGGCUCUGCACCCCCUCAGCUCCCUGCUCUUUCCCCUUCCCUGUUUUGGGGUGCCCUGUGGGGGCUGAGAGCAGGGAGGGGAUGGUGGGGGCCCCCCAUCCCGUGGUGGGUGCCCAGGAUGGUGCUGCCAGGGGGGCUGGGCAGGCUGCAGAGGUGGGGGGGGGGCUUAAUUGCCCCUGGUGGGCCCAGUGGGUGCCUUUGCUGCCAAUUAAAUAUUUAAUAUGCCAAA